Molecule: messenger RNA, 944 nt
Organism: Arachis stenosperma
Lineage: Eukaryota; Viridiplantae; Streptophyta; Magnoliopsida; Fabales; Fabaceae
Product: outer envelope pore protein 16-2, chloroplastic-like
Exons: 7
Coding region: 253-810 (185 amino acids)
Cellular component (GO): chloroplast outer membrane
Molecular function (GO): amino acid transmembrane transporter activity
Source: RefSeq, a predicted model, not a curated record
GAGGAGAGGACUGAGUCGUAAGGUGAAAAUGGAAGAAGGCAUUGCUCCUUUUUUAGUGGCUUGAAAUGUUGUACUCCAUCAACCUUGUUAUUUCCACCUGCCACCUCUUCCCUGCAAUACGCCACGUGUCAUCUACCUCCUCCCUACACGUGUCCCUCAAACACAGUAGUGUUCUUUUAUUCAUUUCACCCGAAGCAGUUACAUUAACAGAAAUAGAAGAAAGAAAGAAAGAAAGAAAGAAAGAAAGAAAAGAUGAACAUUAGCACAAGCAGUAACUUGGAGACGCGGUCUCUGCUUGAUGAGCUCUGCAACUUCGACAAAGAGGGAAUGUUGGAUCUCGGCCACCCUCUUCUCAACCGCAUCGCUGAGAGCUUUCUCAAAGCCGCCGGUGUAGGAGCAGUGCAAGCUGUGUCGCGUGAGGCUUAUUUCACGGCCAUCGAAGGUUGUGGGACUGUUAAUAAUGGUGGGGCUUUACCGCCAGAAAUCACAGGUGCAAAGAAGAAGAAGACGCAGUGUUUUUCAGGUCUAAAAGGAGAAACCAGCUGCAAGUCCCUCGAGGCACUGGUGAAGAACACUGGAAAAGAGUCCUUGCAAUGGGGAUUGGCUGCUGGAAUAUAUUCAGGUCUUACAUAUGGCUUGAAGGAAGCUCGCGGAGCGCAUGACUGGAAAAAUAGUGCAGUUGCUGGAGCAAUCACUGGGGCUACACUCGCACUAACAUUGGAAGACUCAUCUCAUGAACACAUUGUGCAGUGUGCUAUCACUGGAGCUGCAAUCUCCACUGCUGCAAAUCUCCUCACUGGGAUUUUCUGAGUGGGAUGUUUUGUUCACAUUCGUUUUUAAUAUUAGUACCCUUUUCUUUCCCUUCUUGAUUCUUAGAGUUACUAGUACAUACUGCAAUGAUUUUUCUCUUAAAUUUAAUUUUUGGUUAUAAUUUAUAUUUCUUA